Molecule: messenger RNA, 3272 nt
Organism: Enhydra lutris kenyoni (northern sea otter)
Lineage: Eukaryota; Metazoa; Chordata; Mammalia; Carnivora; Mustelidae
Product: transmembrane protein 53
Exons: 3
Coding region: 1-1053 (350 amino acids)
Source: RefSeq, a predicted model, not a curated record
AUGGUUGCUAGGGCCGAGCCGUGGGGUGCCGUGAGAGGCUCGCAGAGAGACUUGGCGGUUGCUAAGCCGGGAGGUCACAGAGCGCGGCUCAGGGAUUGGGCAGCGACAGGAGAGCGGGGUGGUGAUUGGGCGGCGCCCAGAAGGCUCCCGGGUGAGGCGCGGGCGCGCGAGCGGGAGUUCCGGCGGAGGCCCGUGCUGAGGGCUGGCGCCUUCACCAUGGCCUCGGCUGAGCUGGACUACACCAUCGAGAUCCCGGAUCAGCCCUGCUGGAGCCAGGAGAACAGCCCCAACCAAGGCGGGAAGGAGGCGGGGACGCGACAGCCUUUGGUGAUUCUCUUGGGCUGGGGUGGCUGUACGGACAAGAACCUUGCCAAGUACAGCGCCAUCUACCACAAAAGGGGCUGCAUCGUGAUCAGAUACACAGCCCCGUGGCACAUGGUCUUCUUCUCCGAGUCCCUGGGCAUCCCUUCACUUCGUGUUUUGGCCCAGAAGCUGCUUGAGCUCCUCUUUGAUUACGAGGUGGAGAAGGAGCCCCUGCUCUUCCAUGUCUUCAGCAAUGCCGGCGUCAUGCUCUACCGAUACGUGCUGGAGCUCCUGCAGACCCAUCGGCGCUUCUGCCACCUGCGUGUGGUGGGCACCAUCUUUGACAGCGGCCCCGGUGACAGCAACGUGCUGGGGGCUCUGCGGGCCCUGGCGGCCGUCCUGGAGCACCGGCCUGCUGUGCUGCGCCUGCUGCUCCUGGCGGCCUUCGCCCUGGUGGCAGUCCUGUUCCAUGUCCUGCUCGCCCCCCUCACGGCCCUCUUCCAUACCCACUUCUAUGACAGGCUACUUGAUGCGGCCUCUCGCUGGCCUGAGCUCUACCUCUACUCCAGGGCUGACGAGGUGGUCCUGGCCAGGGACGUGGAACGCAUGGUGGAGGCACGCCUGGCGCACCAGGUCCUCGUGCGCUCCGUGGACUUUGUGUCAUCUGCGCAUGUCAGCCACCUCCGUGAUUACCCUACUUACUACACCAGCCUCUGCGUCGACUUCAUGCGCAGCUGUGUCCACUGCUGAGCUCCUUGCCCCCCUCACCCAACUCCUCUCUGCUUUAGAAAUAAACGCCCCACACCUCCCCACAACCUCUGUCCGUGGGCGGCGGGGUCCUCUCCUGCUUCAGCUCCGUGACAGCCCUUUGGGACUCUGUGGUCCCACGAGGAGAGAACUCUCACUGAAUUCCAGUAGCCUCUGCCCCGGGAAUGGUUUCUCCCAGGAUCCUAGGGGUGGGAGUGCCCAGACAGGUUUCCACGGGAAUCUUGCCCUGGCCGUGUUUGGACAGGCAUGGGUCAGGCUGCGGUCGCCUGGAGCUCUUAGGCCGGGUAGGGCUCACAGAGUGGGGAAGGUUGGGCUGUUGAGGAGCCCCAGCGUUGAUCUUUAACUUCUUGAAAGGCAGGUGAGCUUUGAGUAGUGGUGCCAGAGGACAGGGUCAGGCUGGUGCACGGGCUAGGAUUUCUGCUCCCAAGCCCUACAGCAUGACGCGCCAUCCGCAUAGACCCCACUUGGUAGUUGAUGUAGAGAGACUUCUCUCACCUCACCGCUGGAGAGAGGGGAUCUGAGGACGUGCAGGUGGUAGGCCUGCCGGGGUCCACAACGCUUUGCUGGGAAGCUUUUGGUCCAGGAAGGCUGCAGGGUAUCUGACAGGCAGCUGGAGUGAGGAGUAGGAAGACAGUGGUGCCAUACAGGACCUGGGACAAGCGAAGUUGGUAGCCCUGGAGACCAGAGCCGGGGCGAGGACUCCUUCAUCUCCUUGAGAGACCCACUUGGAUCAUCUCCAGGCUGGAGAGGUGGCUUCAGCCCGAGUUCUCUACCUUCUCCUGUUCUUUAAGUCCCUGCUGCACAAUGCUGGCACAUAGUAGGUAUUCAAUAAACAUGCUGACUGAAUGAGCUCACUGUGGCAUUCAAGGGACUUGGGUGGGCGACAGGGACGGGCUUUUUAAGUUUGACAGGCAGUGAAGGAGAUGGCUGGCCAGGCUCUGGGUGGGAGCUGACGCUUGAUAUUCUCAGGACUGACGGACCCUCUGGCUCCAGAGCAGAGCUCAGUCUGCAUCUUGCCCGCCCUCUGUAAUCUCUUGGGACCAUGGUCACUGCUCCUCUAUGCUGUGUGGUUGCAUUCCUAGCCAUAGCCAACAGGUGGCAGUGCUGCCUGGGCCAGAAGACCAAGCUUAAGGAUACCACAGCUGAGUAGGCUUCAGGCCCUCACUCAGGGUUAAUGUGGCCUAUUAGAGAGCAUAUGCGCCCCCCCCCCCACCUGGGUUGAGAGUAACCAGCCAUCAGGGACCUAUGGAGUCCAAGGCAAAGAGAGGGGAGAGUUGAGGCCUGAAAGGAGCCAGCCCUAUGGGAACUGGGCAUUACCCAUUUUUCUGAAACCUUAGCCAUCACUGGGGCCGCUCUCUUCUGGCAGGCUGCAUACAUUCCCUAGAACCUUGGGCCCCAAGAUUCUUGGACUCGGGAUAUUCGGUGCCAUCAAGCUGGGCCUGGGGCUCGGCAGGGCCUUCCCUGAGCUCCAAACAGGUUGACGUGUCACCGGGGUGCAGAAGGCAGGAGCGGCAGGCUGGACCCUAUUCCGUAGUACACACCAAGGGCACCCCAGACGUCGGUGCGUCUAAGGUGGGGGGAUUUGGGAAGAUGGGGGAUGAGCCUGGUGCGUGACACUGUGUAAAGGACGGGACUCACCUGCAGCUUGAAGCACCUGCCUGAGCACCCAGGAUGCAGAUUACUACCUGGCGGCAGGCAGCUCUGGGGAUGGCGAUUUGAUAAAACGCCAUCUUCAGUGCUGGCUGCCCAGCUUCAGUUCCCUGCUGCAAGAGUCCACCUUGGACAACUGGGGCUUUCUCCCGAGGCCACCCGAGGAUCUAGGCAGUAGCUACACUGGGGUGUUGGUCACUCACUAUAAAAAAAGCCGCAGUGGCUGCCAUGGUCACUUUGGUCCCUGGCUCAUUUCGGGGGACUAGAAAGAGAUAGAGGCUUGGGGUCUGUGUCUUUACCUAAGCUUAUAGCUGCUCUUGCUCUAGAUUGGGGGAUAGAGCUGUGUACCCCCAAGCUCUGACCUCUUCUGUGAUUAAUGAGCUGACGAUUCUGCAUCGAUAAGGAAUUAACCUGGAGCCCCUACCCAUCAAUAGUCAGGAGUGCGGGUCCCCAGCCCCACCCCCACUCCUGACAGAGCGCUCCAGGGGCCCCCUGAGCAGACCAAACCUGCACUGCUUUGCACACCCACAUCCAAGUCCUGUGCCCCACAA